ACGGGCGAAAGGGAAGCCCCUGAGCACAGACACUGAGGGGCUCGGGAGAUGAACGUGCAGCUACUCCGCCCACCAUCCUGCAGCAGGUGAGCCCAUGACCCCACAGGAACUGCUCUGACUCACGGACAGCCUCCCCUGGAGCACUGGGCACUCUGGGGACAGUGGCUCUGGUGUCAUCCCUAAUGGGUCACAGAGUGAGGAAGAGCGAGGGGGCAGGAGCACAGUCACCCCUCUCACUCACUCACUUUAAACCUCAGGCAGAAAACAGGAAGCAGAGGGGGGCAGGCAAAGCACGGGGGCCUCCCAGGGUGACACCUGACUGGCAUCGGGGCACCGCGGCCACCAUUUCCCAAGCGCCCUUGGCAGCGGGAGAGCGGCGAGGCCUCGGGUGGGGUGGGCGUCCCGACUCACUUCCUGGCCAGGUAGCCCCUGCAGCAGGCCUGGAAGCCGAUGAUGACGUCCGUGAUCUUCAGGUCCCGCUCCUCCUCCAGGUGGGCCAGCACGCCCGCCCGGAAGAAGACCUUGCUCUGGCCGAUGCGGUACAGGUUGCUGUCGAGCUCCAGGGCUUUGAUCUGGAUGGAGGAGAGCCAGCCACUUACCGCGUGCCACCCCCGCCGCCAUGGAGCCCCAGAGCAAGGCCACGGCCAGGGGCGGGCCCGGAGCCAUGGGCCAUCUCUCUGCUCAGCGGGCAGCCUUCCCCGGAUGCAGAGAAAGCCGGCUGGGGGAGGCAGGGGUGGGCGGGGACACUGGAAGGGGGCAAGCCGGGGGUGGGGGGCAGCCCGGGGCAGGGUAACGAGUCAGACGGGCAGGGAAACACAGAACCUGGCACUGGAGGGGCCUUGCCUAUGGGUGUCUCUUUGCAUGUGCGUUUCUAAAAAGGUGGAAGUGGAACUGGGGCUCAGAUGGCAUCACCUUAAGGAACUAGAGAAACAGGUUUUAUUAACACAGGCAAAGAGCAGCUUCUGCAGCCUCAGGAGCCAGCAAAGCUAAGCAGGGGAGACUGAGCAGCUCCAGGCCAGGAGCACAGGUGGCCUGGGAGCAGCGCUGGGAAAGUGCCAGUCUCCUCACCCUUCAUCACGACCAGCACGGGAGACUGGGCCCAGCCGAGCUGGUCACACAUCCCAGUGUAACCAGCUGCUAGAGACUCUGCAAGCAACUCAGCGUGCUGAGAAAAACCAGCUCAGUCUGAGCCCGGACGCUGCAGACCAGGACACCCCUGUCCAGUGAGGUUUGGCCCCGGGAGGAAGCCAGCUAGAGGGCCGACUUUGCCAUCGAGGCCUUGGCCAAGGCCACCUACGAGCGCAUGUUCCGCUGGCUGGUCCUGCGCAUCAACAAGGCUCUGGACAAGACCAAGAGGCAGGGCGCCUCGUUCAUCGGCAUCCUGGACAUCGCCGGCUUCGAGAUCUUCGAUGUGAGCGCCUCCCUCGGGCCCCUCGCGCCCCCUCGGCCCCCGGGCCGCUUCUCCUUGGGCUGGGGUCCUCUCCUGCAGCCCCACAGCCCCCCAGGCCGGCCCCUCCUUCCCGUGUGGACACAGGAGACGUUGGUUUGGCGUAUUUUCAGCUUAAACAAGAUGCCCUUUCCCAGCCAGAAGUGCUGGCGAGACUGGCACCUUCUGGACGGCGCUCCAGGAGGCCUCAGGGCAGGGGCUCUCUGUUGAUUUACUCUCUUUUUAGUCUCAAAUAUUUAUCGGGUGUUGGGACAAGACAUUGUCCUGCCCCCAAAGACUUCGAGGUCAGGUAGGAAAACUGAUGACUACGGAAGGGGAGAGGUUCUCAACUUGGGGUCCAUGGUCAAUUUCAGAGGAACCAUGAACUUGGGUGGGGGAAACGAACCUCUUUCUUUGCUGGGAACCUCCCUGAAAUGCAGGCAGUUUUGUCGGCUGUGGCCUGAGCAGGGUAUGCGAACCACAGCUGCAGUAGCAGUGCCUGUGAUCUGCCUCCAGAAGAAAUCAGACAUUUUCACAUCCCAGGAGUUGUUGCCGAGGUGUUGUCAUGCCCAUUUAUGUUCAUCUCUACUUAAAAGUUCUCGAGUUAUUAAACCCACGGCUUGUGCUUGUUAAUGAAGAAGCACCAUGGGAGUUCCCUGGUGGCUCAGUGGGUUAAGGACCUGUUGUCACAGCUGUGGCAUGGGUUCCAUCCCUGCAUGGGGAACUUUCAUAUGCCUCAGGUAUGGCCAAAAAAAAAAAACACCAUGUGUUCCUAUGUUACAGGAUUUUUUUUUUUUUUUUGGUCUUUUUGUCUUUAUACAGCCAUACCCACAGCAUAUGGAGGUUCCCAGGCUAGGGGUCUAAUAGGUGCUGUAGCCACCGGCCUACAACCACCGCAAUGCCAGAUCUGAGCCUCAUCUGUGACCUACACCACAGCUUACAGCAACACUGGAUCCUUAACCCACCGAGCAAGGCCAGGGAUCGAACCCAAAACCUCAUGGUUCCUAGUCAGAUUCGUUUCCACUGAGCCACAAUGGGAACUCCACAGGAUUUUUGAUAAUUAGUCUCGACCUCUCUCUUUUGGAAUCUAUUUCAUCUUUUUUUUUUUUUUUUGUCUUUUUGCCUUUUCUAGGGCCUCUUCCCACAGCAUAUGGAGGUUCCCAGGCUAGGGGUCUAAUCGGAGCUGUAGCCGCCGGCCUAUGCCAGAGUCACAGAAAGGAGGGAUCCGAGCCAUGCAACCUACACCACAGCUCAUGCCGGAUCCUUAACCCACUGAGCAAGGCCAGGGAUUAAACCCACAACCUCAUGGUUCCUAGUUGGAUUUGUUAACCACUGUGCCACAACAGGAGCUCCCUAUUUCAUCAUUUUUAAACAUCAUUCUAAUAUAAAGGGCUUUCACAAACUGCUGGAGAGGGGAGAGGUCCCUGAGCUCAGCGGUGCAGCCCCUGCACAGCCAAUCCCCAUAAUGCCUGUGUCUGCUCUCUGGUCCUGAAACUCAGUGCACGGAAGGGCCCUGGGCUCUGGGGCGCUUUCUCUUCCUCAGGAGGCUGGUCCUGAGUGUCACCCCUCUCCCCAGAGUGGUGCAGACCUGGGCAUGUGGGGCGGGGUUCGAGAGGGUCUGCAGGACCUGGCACCUGCUGAGGGCAGCCUCUGGGUUGCGGGUCAGGGGUCUACACGGCCCCUCAGGCCCACCAGGUGAUCCCCAGCGCACUAACUGGAGAUCCCUGGGAUGGAUCAUUGGGCGAAGGUGUGUCGGCCAUAGCCCAGAGCCCCAGAGGUUUCCUUUUAAACCGGAAUGCAAUUAAAACUGAGUGCUUUCAGUGAUGCUCCUUAUUUAUUUCCCCUGUGGGGGAAGCACCGCCCACCUUCUGGGAGUUGGCGGAAGUGGGCGGUUCCCUUGUCGAGCUCCCUGCUGGGACGCUGUGCUUCCUCCAGGCAGGCGCCCCUGGCAUCCUGGCCCUGCUGGACGAGGAGUGCUGGUUCCCCAAAGCCACGGACAAGAGCUUCGUGGAGAAGGUGAUGCAGGAGCAGGGCACCCACCCCAAGUUCCAGAAGCCCAAGCAGCUGAAUCAUCCGCUAUGCAUCUUCCACUAUGCCCGCAAGGUUUUCUGGUUGCCAGCACCCUGCCUUUCCUACAAGAUUCCUCCACCUGGAGAGAAGAUCUGUUGUCAAGUGGAAACAAACCUGGGUAGAAAAGCGCACUCAGCCCUUCUCACAAGCUUCUGCAUCCAUCCAAAUGGCAUUGACCGCCAAGGCUGGGCCUCCUCGGGCAGGUCGCUGGGACCUGAAAGUACUGGUGCUGUCCCUGCCAUCAGGGAACAAGUCUAGAGGGACCUGACCGAAGGAGUGGAGGCCCCUCUCGCAGAUUCCAUGGCAGCAGAGCGGGGGACAAUGGACUCCACAGGGGAGGGUCGCGGAGGGCUUCUCAGAGGAGGCGAUGUCAGCUUUGGGCUUUGGAAGAUGAGCAUGAUUUUUCCAGGUGGUAGGAGCAGGUGUUCCUGGCAGAGAACCAGUGUGAGCAAAUGCCUAGAACUGGCAUGGGCGUGACAUUGAGCAGCCACAAUAUGAUAAGUAUGCAGUGAGCAUCUGGUAUAUUCUGGGACUGUGCCAAGUGCUUAUGGCACAAAGGUGAGUAAGGGAGGCAGACUGAGCUGAGCUAAGGACACCCUGGAAUGUCAGGGCUGGGGUUGUUCUCUAAGGAGUCAGCAGGGCAGAUGGGAAUAGCCCAGGGUGGGGCCUGGUGGGCGGGCAGAGUGUUUGUUUGACCUGAGCGACUCAGAAGAGAGCACUUUCAUUUUCUCUUUCGAUUCUUCAGCUCUAUCUGGGCCCAGAGGGUGUGUCUGGUUAUUGCAGAGCCGCACAGCUGGGGACCAGAUCCUCACGGUGAGAGGAGCUGCUUUGUGUUCACCCUCAGCCCAAGGAAGACUCCUGGGGUGAAGCCACACCUCCGUUCCAGCCUGACCCAGACGGAGCGGAAGGGAGAUCCCUGAGACCCUGCAGCUGCCACCAUGAGCUCAGAUGACCCGAGGGACCACUCAGAGAGUGAAAGCUUUUUGGAGGAGGUCACUGAGUAUUUUCGGAACACAGUGAGUAGGGAAGAACUGCAGCUCCUGCUCACUGAAGGCAAAGCCUGGGAGAAAUUUGUGACUGAGGCUGAUUUGUCCAGGGAAGAGGCAGAUGCACUGCGUGAGUAUCUGAAGGAGCUGGAAACAGACUUGGCCUUGGAGGACAAAGACUCCCUCCUACAAGACCAGCUGGAGAGAACGAGGUUUUUGCAGGAGUUUCCCCGAGUGAAACUGGAGAUCGAGGCGCAAAUAGGAAAGCUGCAUGCGCUUGCGGCCAAGGUUGACAAGGUGCACAGGGACUGCACCAUCUCCAACGUGGUGGCCACCUCCACCGGUGCUGCGUCUGGCAUCCUGACCGUUCUUGGUCUGGCUCUGGCACCCGUGACAGCAGGGUUCAGUCUGGCACUCUCUGCCACUGGGUUAGGGCUGGGAGUAGCGGCUUCUGUGACUGGUGUGUCCGCCAGCAUUGUGGACAAGGUCAACAGUUCAUUAGCAGAAAGAGAAGCCAGUCGCCUCAUGUCCACCAGCUUCAACAAAGCGGAGGUGAUUUCAGAGUCUCUGGGCAAGAGCACACCCCAAAUUGUGUCCUUAACAAAGAAUUUCAUCCAAGGCUUGCCACGCAUUGGGAAGAAUAUCCGGGCCAUCAAGCUGGCCAAAGCCAACCCUCGCUUAGCAGCCAAUGCCAAGCGCUUCAUGACCGCUGGGCAAGUCUCAGUUCGAAACAGAAGGCUGGUGAAGAAAACGUUUGAAGGGACAGUUCUGGCAAUGACCAAAAAUGCCCGGAUCAUCGGUAUGGCUACUGCAGGUGUUGCCCUUCUGAUGGACGUGGGCUUCCUGGUGAAAGAGUCAAUCCACUUGCAGCAGGGGGCAAAGGCAGAGUCAGCAGAAAGGCUGAGACAGCAGGCCCAGGAGCUGGAGAAGAAGCUGGAGGAGCUUACCAGGAUCUAUGAGAAUCUGCAGUAAGGCCUGACUCCGCCACCCCCAGAGCAGUGCAGAGACACGUCCGGGGCCAACACGCAGUGGUACCUUGGAGGCAAAGAGACGUGGACAUAAAAUGAUAAAAGUGGGGAAGCUGAGCUGGUCUCUCUGACUCUUCUUUUGGUCUAUUUUCUGGACUAUGCCGUUUCCCCAGAAGAUGAGAAAUCUGAAACCCUUGAAAAUUCAAAAGAUGUCAUUUUCUUCCCUGAAAUUCUUCCUCUUGGCUUGAUGAGUCACAAAACUUCAAGCACCAUUGUUGAAAAAUUAUUUCAAAAAAGUAUAGAAUAAAUGUCAUCUUUUCCGUUUUGUCUUUCAA
This is a messenger RNA of Sus scrofa (pig), 5785 nucleotides long. NCBI's taxonomy places the organism in Eukaryota, Metazoa, Chordata, Mammalia, Artiodactyla, Suidae. The record is from RefSeq and is a predicted model, not a curated record.